Messenger RNA from Daphnia carinata, 1073 nucleotides. RefSeq names its product bridging integrator 3-like. The coding region runs from base 116 to 925 and encodes 269 amino acids. Gene Ontology annotation, cellular component: cytoplasm; actin cortical patch. Gene Ontology annotation, biological process: endocytosis; plasma membrane tubulation; actin cortical patch localization. The transcript has 3 exons. Gene Ontology annotation, molecular function: lipid binding; protein binding. The record is from RefSeq and is a predicted model, not a curated record. NCBI's taxonomy places the organism in Eukaryota, Metazoa, Arthropoda, Branchiopoda, Diplostraca, Daphniidae.
GGAAAGGAUGACAAUAAUAUUUGGCGAUAAGUUCUCGACUGCUUUUAUUUUUUCCUGGUUUCAAGAUAAGACCUACUGACUAAAUACUGCAAUAUUUUGCAAUAUUAUCUUCAUUAUGAACUGGGGCUUGAAGAGAAAUCACCUUCAUUCCAGGCCAUCCCCUUCAGGUGGAAUGUGCACAAUAGCUGAAGAGGCUGACAUAGAUUAUGCAUUUCUCCGACUUCAAAAAUUAGAGGAAACCAAUAGGACUGUUCAAAAAGAGUGCAAGAAUUUAAGAGAUUCCUUUUCAGCUUUAGCCCGCUCUGAGCAAAAGCUAACUGCAGGCCUAUCGUCAAGCAACCAAGUAUAUGAGGAAGAAACUUUCAGAGCCCUAGUUGAAGAAUAUCACUCAGUUACUAAGCAGAUGAGUGAUUCAUCCAAACAAUUUUCAGAUAUAGUACAAAUAACUGUAAAUGAUCCCUUAAAAAAGCUUGCCACUGAGUUUGGAAGUGCUCAAGGAGCUAUUAAGAAACGAGAUCAAAUGAUAACUGAUUUACUCCCUGUUCGAAGGCAACUAGAAAAGAUGAAAGACAAGGAGAGAACAGGAACUAACAUUGCAAGAACUGAACAGCUGAAACGUUCCUUAGCUGUGAUGGAGGGUGAGUUUAAGGGAACAAACAAGCAGCUGUUGUAUGAUAUGAACACCAUGUUGGAACUGAGAGCAGAUUAUAUUGAGCCAUCUCUGUUGGCAUUAAUACGAGCCGAAACUAAUUACUAUGGAGAGUGCACAAAACUGUUCAAUUCUUUGGUUCUACACAGUGAUACUAGUCCUUAUAGAACUUCUACAAGAGUGACGAAAAGCGAACCUGCUGCGUCAGAGCUGGAAGCCCGAUUCAAUCAAGACAUGCAAGCUAUACGAGCACUCUCGAUCGUUGCUGAUAAAUAAACUAUGUAUUCCCUGAAACGUAACAGUCCAUCCAGUGCAUCCAGUAUACCUAUUAAUGUUUUAUAGGAUUUUAAUCUUCAGAGUUGAUUAUGAAAUUCUUUUGGAAAUAUAUAAUACAAUUGUAAACUUUUGUACGUCAUUCACCGAA